AUGUGUAUCGCACUCAUAUCUACAGCACAUCCCUCGUAUCCAUUGAUUCUCAUCGAUAAUCGGGACGAAUUUCUCAAUCGUCCAACUGAGACGGCGAAAUGGUGGCCAGAACCGGACUCCCACGUCCUUGGAGGUCGAGAUAUGCUUCGUGAUAUUCAUGGCACCUGGUUAGGAGUGACCAAAAAUGGCAAGAUUGCCGUCUUAACCAACUACCGCGAAGACACGACACCACCACCCUCUGCCAUCAGCCGGGGAGCCAUCAUUCGAAAGUUUCUGGCCGAAAGUGUGGGCCCCGUGGAAGAUUUUGUCAAAAAUGUGGUCAAUACCGGCUUAGCCAAAGAUGCUGGAGGAUUCAGCCUCGCCUGUGGAAAUAUCGGCGAAAAGCUAGCCGUCAUCUCCAACCGUGCCCAAGACCAAAGUCAAGUCCCCUGGAUCGCAGGUGAUACCGUUCAAACGGUGGGCCUCAGCAAUGCAGCGUUUUCGGAUCGAUCAUGGAAGAAAGUCACCCUCGGCGAAGAGCUCAUGCUCAAUGCCAUCCGCGACAGUGUCGAAAAGAACGAAACGGAAGAUCAGUUGAUCCAAAGGUUUCUUGAUCUUCUGAGUUACGAUACUCUGCCACGAGAAGGCCACGACGAUGACGCCGGUCUGGAAGCCUACAUCCCAAGAUUGCGCGAUUCGAUAUUUGUUCCCACGCUCGGACGGAAGGACAUGACUGGCCUGACCGAGGACGAGAUGCGUACGGCAAGAAAGCAUGAGAAGAUCGACAUUAUCGGCCAUAAUACUCCGAUUCGCCACCAUAGUCCCCCGAAUCAUGUUCCGACGCAAGCACAUCCGCUGGGUGUCAGUGGACUUUAUGGAACACAGAAGCAAACUAUUGUCCUCACUGACAAAGACAUGAAUGUUCGGUUUUUUGAGAGGACCCUAUUUGAUGAGGAUUCCGAACCGAUACCACCGGGCAAAGGGGACAUCGACGUGCGGUUUAAGAUCGAGAAUAUGUGA
Messenger RNA from Rhinocladiella mackenziei CBS 650.93, 999 nucleotides. RefSeq lists its product as uncharacterized. Gene Ontology annotation, cellular component: Golgi apparatus. Bases 1 to 999 code for a protein of 332 amino acids. Gene Ontology annotation, biological process: protein secretion; Golgi organization. The record is from RefSeq and is a predicted model, not a curated record. Lineage: Eukaryota; Fungi; Ascomycota; Eurotiomycetes; Chaetothyriales; Herpotrichiellaceae. The transcript has a single exon.